CCAGUACAGAGGGAUAGGCCAACGAGUGAUAUAUGCUUCAGUAAGAUUGGCUUUGUAGCAUACAUAGCAAUGGUUAUCAACGGUACCGCAAAAAAAUAGAGCUUGUGGUGCGGGGAAGUAUUUGGGUGUACGAGAUUUGACUUCAAAAGAGUUACAGUUGAGUGAUGGUGUCCCAUCCUUCCAGGCUGUUAGCCUGAGCUAGGACUAGAUGGGUUUAAAUAUUGGAAUAGGGUUAGAUUACACAGUAUUUUAUUUUUUUCUCUCCUUUUCCCACUCAAGGUAUAAGAGAUUUAUACCCCAGUCUAGUUGGUGGCGGUAAUGCAACAUUUAUUGGAUGCCAAACCACGAAGAAGAAGAAGACUACUAAGAAGAAGAAGAGCGGGGUGGAAAUUGAUGGGAUGACACGGAUGCUAACUGCAGCCCCAGAAAGAUGACCUGCACCACCCUAGGGCAUGGUCAGGAUGGGGCCAGAUGUGCCCUUGCUCAAUGAAUACAAGCAGGAGUUCUGGAAGCGUUUCCCUCAGAUAGUGCUGGGGGGUCCGUGCUUGAAGUUGGGCUACUGCGCCCCGCCUUAUAUCUAUGUCAACCAGGCGAUCUUGUUCUUGACACCAUGGCUGUUGGGUGGCAUUGGCACGCUGCUGUGCCAGCUGCAGGAGGAGCUCCACGCUGCCGUGCUGUCUGCUAUGCUCAUGCUCGGGGCAGCAGUGGGUGUCCAGGCCCUGGCACUGUAUGCAGCUCGCAGGAAUGGCACGGUGGGAGUGCCCAACAUCCUGGCAGAUGAGGAGGAGGUGGAGUUCACCAACUGUGUAGGCCCAGAGACAGUGAGGUUCAUCGCCCCAGGGAAGAGGUUUGGGCUGAACGUGGUGCUCCACACCAUGCUGGCGGGGACCCUCUGUGGCCUGGGAACAUGGUAUGUGCUCCUGGGCAGGUUAACUACACUCUACGGCAGUGUGGGUGUAGCCUUGGUGUUCUUUGUCCUGAGCUGGGUGACUGCGGCAGAGUACUCCCUUAUCAUCAACACGGCCGCAGAGAUGGCCACAUUCCAGGCACAGGACACCUAUGAGAUCAUCCCACUCAUCCGACCACUCUACAUAUUAACUGUCAUAGCUGUGGACCUUGCUGAUAAAUUUACAGAUCCAGUGCCAGAGUUCCAGCUAACCAGUCAGGUUCUUCAUGUGGUGUUCCUGGUCCGGCUUCUGCUGUUGGCGCUGGGAAUGCUGUCACCUCUGGACGCCCUCCUCCUUUGGGGCAUGGAGCAGGCACUGGUGUUCGGUUUGGGCUGCUCUCCCAUGUCCAGUAACCUUAGGUUGCUGGGGAUGUUCGCCAUAUCUGCAUGUGUCACUGUUUGUAUCUUCUUCAUCCCGUCCACCGUGGGUGUGGUCGUCUUCUCCAUGGCCAUGGAGUUUCUGCUUAGUUUAGAUCUCAGACAAUUUGGGGCACAUUGUAGAGGAGGGCCCAGGGUGACCCGCGGCAACAGUGGAUGGUGUAAGGGGGCAUCCUCUGCCACUCCCCGCUGGUUUGGCUGGCAGUUGUGCUGCAGGGAGAUGCUGCUCUACCUGGGGCUACUGCCCGGGAGCCAUGGCUGAGCAGGCCUCUUACAUCACUUCCUCAGUCCCUCUCAGCACCAGAACCUGGCCAGGGGACCUCAAGCUGCUGUCAGCUACCUCAUCCUCUUCAUUGUCUGCUGGGCUUCUGCUGGGCUCUCGGAGAGAUCCAGGGAGCCUGUUUUUGGAGGAGUAUUCCUCAACCCAUUGUACCCAAGAGGAAUGGCCAAUCCCCGGGUGUUCAAGCAGCGCAAAGUUUGUGUCUUUCAUUUGUCAACCCAGGUGGGCCUGCUGAGUGAUAGGCUGCUCCAGUUCCUGUCCAAGCUGAAGUUUGCCCUGACCCUGCUGGUGACCUCCUGGACUGAGAAGAAACAGCGGCUUCAGUCGGCCGGGACCCUCCUGGCCCUGAACGCUUCCCUGUGUCCUCUGCUGCUCUCUGUGGUGUUCCUGUUUGCCAUGAUCUCUGCUCCUCUGCUGCCCCUCUUCACCCUACCCAUCUUCCUGGGCUUCCCUAGGCCUCAGCAUAGUUGGGUUGGGCCCGUGGGCACCGCCUGCCUCUGUCCAGACUCCAUUUACUACCAGCAGAUGAGUGGGAGCCUGGCCUUUGCUCUGAGGAGUACCUUCACCAGGGGAUCACUUCGUUCUCUGGCUCCUGGCUUCCACUUCCUGGGUUGCUUCCAGGACCGCAUGGUUUGGAUCAUGAUCUUGGAGAGAGGAUAUGGCUACUGCACGGUCAACAUCAAGGGUCUGGAGCUGCAGGACACGUCGUGCCAUACAGUUGAUGCUCGGGGGGUGGAUGAGGUGUUUGAGGGGGCCUUUGAGCGGCUUGGUCUCAACCAGGGGUUAAACCUGCACUUGGGUAACGCCCUCACCCCAUGUGCUGCCCUGCCUGUCCGCGUCUACUCUGAUGCCCGAAAUGUGCUCACUCUGUCCAGAGACAUAAGACUUUUACUGGGGACACCGGGAAAGGAAAGUAAGUUCCAGCCCUCCCAUCUUGGCCAGUCAACUGUCACCCAGCCUUCAGAGGCUGUUAUGGUGGAGUCCGUCUCCUCUCUCAAGUUUAGACGGGACAGCUCCAGUUUGACGACCUCCGGUGACUGGUCAGAUGAGGAUGACCUGUUUGGGGCUCAGCCAGCCAGGAGGACGGUGGUGCUGGUAAGUACGGAGGCCCAGCUGGGGGACACAGUGCUCCACACCAGCCCCUCACUGCCAGGCUCUGUGGAGAUGGGCAGUAGGUUUGAAGAGUCCUCCGGCAUCUUGGCCCAUGCAAACUUUAGCUGCCCCCACACUGAGCUGUUCAGUCGGCCCCCUGGGUGGAGGACAUCCCCCUUAUCAUCCCGGUUGCAGCAGCCCUAUGCUUUGUUCCCCGAGUGGUUUCGGUUCACUCUGGGGCAGUUGGCGCUGUCCAUUCAGGACAAGGCUUUGGAAGAUGUGGCCAAAGCCCUGAAGGAGGAUGAGGAGCUGAGGGACCGGUCAUGCCUCAUCUCCCUGGGGACAGAGUCUGCCUUUACCAGCCCCAGCUAUGUCUACAGGGUCUACUGUGGGGACGUGCCUUGGACAGAGGGGCUGGAGUGGCUCUCUGAAAACAAAGAACUUGACCAGCUUGCACUUAAGGCUUUCAGGUACAGUUUCAAGCUGCUGUUUGAUCAGGUGAGUCUGGGGCCAAUAGAUAGUCUUGAGGAGCUGUUCAGCACACUGGAGGAGUAUGAGAGGGACUGGUACAUCGUCCUGGUGGCUGACAGAGGCUGGCAGGACUGUGUCCUACAGGAGAAACUCUUCUCACUGGGCCAUGACCUCACCCUGAGCACUUACACAGGGCUGGUUCAGGUAGGCCGUCCGAAUGAGGUGGUGGUGCGUGGCCAGUGGGCUAACCUGUCCCGGGACCUGCUCUACGCCACCAACGAUGAUGAGGAGCACUACAGCAACCAGGCCCACCCCAUCAUGCUGAGGAACCUCACUGUCCAGGCAGCCAACCCCCCCCCCCCCCCCCCGGGGUACCCCAUCUACUCCUCUGUCCCCCUGUACCUCCCCUGCUUCUAACCUCAACCCCUUGUUGGGAUACGCCAUCUUCACUGACUUCCCUAUACCCACCCUGCCUCGUGUUUGCCUAACUUUGUCACUGGGUAAGCCCAAUGUUGUGACCUGUAUAUGUGAGCCAAAACAAAAAGUGUUUCUAAAUAAAAACAGGUGCUCAUGUCUCAAUGUAUGAUUUUUUUUUUUGCUAAAUUCAAUCUCUUUUGGGCUUAGUUGUGGUCAAUUUGCAGUUUACAAGUUAAUCUAGUCGCCUACCCCUGCACAAGGGUAUCUUAGGAAAGUACCUGGAAGGCAGAUUAAAACAAAUGGUUUCAUUCAUGCAGGAGUGACAUUACCAAAGGUGUGGUACUAGUUCAAACAAUGAAAUAUCAGCUUUCUGGAGAAAACAUAUUUACAUGGGAUAUAAUUAUUUAGAAUACAUUUAUCAUUGUGGAAAAAACAUUUGUAUCAUGUGUAAAUUAAAUUUAAUCGUGGACAGCCAACACAGUGCCAAUUUCAUGAUAAACUUAUUUAGUAAUUGUUUUCCCUCAAAUACAGUUAUGUAAUGCUCCCAAAGGCAAAAUGGGACAAAAAUGUUGCAUUUUUAAAUGAUUAUUCCGUUUUAAAUACAAGGAUG
This is a messenger RNA of Oncorhynchus kisutch (coho salmon), 4194 nucleotides long. RefSeq names its product pecanex 4 (gene pcnx4). The record is from RefSeq and is a predicted model, not a curated record. NCBI's taxonomy places the organism in Eukaryota, Metazoa, Chordata, Actinopteri, Salmoniformes, Salmonidae. Gene Ontology annotation, cellular component: membrane.